This is a messenger RNA of Verticillium alfalfae VaMs.102, 2094 nucleotides long. RefSeq names its product FAD binding domain-containing protein. Gene Ontology annotation, molecular function: FAD binding; oxidoreductase activity. The transcript is spliced from 3 exons. NCBI's taxonomy places the organism in Eukaryota, Fungi, Ascomycota, Sordariomycetes, Glomerellales, Plectosphaerellaceae. The coding region runs from base 1 to 2094 and encodes 697 amino acids. The record is from RefSeq and is a predicted model, not a curated record.
AUGCUGGACCAAAAGGAUUUCAAAGUCAUCAUAGUCGGCGGAGGUGUUGCAGGUUUAGCUCUAGCUAACAUGCUGGAGCAAUACGGAUGGGACUACCUCAUUCUCGAAUCGCACUCCGCUAUCGCGCCACAGGUGGGCGCAAGCAUCGGGAUGUUUCCCAACGGCCUCCGUAUACUCGACCAACUGGGGUUGUACGAUCCGAUCCACGACCACUUUGAAGGCCAGACUCGUUGUGAGACAUUCUACACUCGACGUGCUGACGGCACAGUUAUUUCACAACUAAAUGAUGUCCGAACACAUCUAGAGAGGAGCUUUGGCAUUGCGAAGAAUGUGCCCGGCUGGGUCGAUGGCACUCAACACACCAUUGUCGGCCAGGGCAUAAGUCAGCUUGUCGUAUCCGGGCCGGAAAAUAAGGUGUACUGGUUCUUAUUCGAGAGGCUUUCGCGACCUAAUUAUGGAAAGGACAUUACUCCAUAUUCACGGGAAGACGAGGCAGAAUUCGUCAGGCUGCACUAUACGCUGCCUGUGACAGAAAACAUCACCUUCGGCCAAAUUUACGAGGCCAAGUCAACGUCGACGCUCACCCCGUUGCAUGAGGUGGUCUACAAGAAAUGGUUCUACAAGCGCAUAAUCACGAUCGGAGAUUCAGCCCAUAAGCCAAAUCCUGUCGGUGGUCAAGGAGCAAACGGGGCCAUCGAAUCGUGUGCCGAGCUCAUCAACGCAAUAGUGCGCAUGAAGGAUGGUCGUGGCGGAGACCUCAAAGGCCUUACCACUGAGGAAGUCGUUCAAGUCUCACAUGAGAUGCAAACGGCCAGACACGAGCGGGCGGAGUUGAUCGUCAGCAGCUCACAUCAGAGGCAAGCCUUGUUCGCUUUUGAGAAGCCUCUGCAAUCGAGGCUCAUCAUCGACUGGAUUUCACCUGUUUUUGGGAGCGAGCCAUUAUUGAAUCGCAUAGCCUCCAACUAUCUUGGGGCUACCAUAAUCAAGACACUCCCUGUACCGCGUCGGGAGCGAUCAAUUCCCUUCAACGAUGAGUUGCAAUCCACACCAGUACCCAACAAGGCCUCAGCAACCGGGCGUCGCAUCAUGAUUGGCUUUAUGGCUCUUGCUCUUCUGGUUACGUCUACUGCAUGGCGAGUUGACCUCGACGAACCUCAGGGCUUGGGGCCGAAAAACGUCACCAGACCCUUCGACAACGUUGUGGCUGUACCAACUCCAUCUGCCUUGGGCAUUGAAGCUGUUUCGAGGCUGAGUAUCAUCUAUCCCUGGACUCAGUAUGUCUCGCCACUCCUCAUUUACACUGUGGAGGGAUAUCGCAUUGGCAACCAGGCCACGCCGCUCGCGAUGCCAUUACUCUUCUCGGCGGCGAUAGGACUCGUAGGCAUCAACCUCGCUGCGCCGUUGCAUGCAAUCCUGAGCGCUAUAUGCAGUAACGAAAGGCCAAGUGGACGUGCAGUUCCUCUCGAAGUUGCCAGAUCCCUUGUUCCAGCACUUACUCUGGGCUAUAUCCUGCCUUCAAUACUCGCCAUAAUUCCACUCCUCGGCGUCAAGAGAGUGGACUUGUUGCGUUUCGCCCCAUGUCUUUUCAGCGUUUUGACUAGUCUGUUUACCUCGGGUCUCAGGUCAUGGCAGUGGCACAGCUGCUCUACCACCAAGGACAGAAGCCGACCUGAUAUGGAUCGAUACACCAAGCGCGACUUGCAGACCCUCAAGUCGACAUACAGCUUUGCCUUUGGUAUCCAGGCCACGGCACACCUGAUAACUCUAGGUGUUACUUGCUACAGUUCAAGUGCGUUGGUCAACAGAACGCUCCUGCGAUCGACGAACCUCUUCAUACCUGAUAAUUCCUGGCCAAACAUAGGAGAUGACUUCGAUCUCUUGCACAAGUAUGACUUGAUGGCUGGGCUGGCUGCCGUUUUUGCAUCAAAAAUUUACUCGAUUUGGGACUUACGCCGCCUCGGGUACAUCAAAACGUUGGAAGCCAUCCAGGUUGUUGUCGGUGUUGUAGCAGGACAGAUCCUUGUUGGGCCGGGAGCCACCUGGGCGGGACUCUGGUACUGGCGGGAGUCAGUAAUUGCCACCCAGUCUGUCUAA